Messenger RNA from Hevea brasiliensis (rubber tree), 1527 nucleotides. The record is from the annotation of a RefSeq genome assembly. Lineage: Eukaryota; Viridiplantae; Streptophyta; Magnoliopsida; Malpighiales; Euphorbiaceae.
AUGGGUUUGCCUUGGUAUCGUGUUCAUACCGUCGUAUUGAAUGAUCCCGGUCGUUUGCUGUCUGUCCAUAUAAUGCAUACAGCUUUGGUUGCUGGUUGGGCCGGUUCGAUGGCUCUAUAUGAAUUAGCAGUUUUUGAUCCCUCUGACCCCGUUCUCGAUCCAAUGUGGAGACAAGGUAUGUUCGUUAUACCCUUUAUGACUCGUUUAGGAAUAACCAAUUCAUGGGGUGGUUGGAGUAUCACAGGAGGAACUAUAACGAAUCCGGGUAUUUGGAGUUAUGAAGGCGUGGCUGGGGCGCAUAUUGUGUUUUCUGGCUUGUGCUUCUUGGCAGCUAUUUGGCAUUGGGUGUAUUGGGAUCUCGAAAUAUUUUGCGAUGAACGUACAGGAAAACCUUCUUUGGAUUUGCCCAAGAUCUUUGGAAUUCAUUUAUUUCUCUCCGGGGUGGCUUGCUUUGGGUUUGGCGCUUUUCAUGUAACCGGAUUGUAUGGUCCUGGAAUAUGGGUGUCCGACCCUUAUGGACUAACUGGAAAGGUACAACCUGUAAGUCCAGCAUGGGGUGUGGAAGGUUUUGAUCCUUUUGUUCCGGGAGGAAUAGCCUCUCAUCAUAUUGCAGCGGGGACAUUGGGCAUAUUAGCGGGCCUAUUCCAUCUUAGUGUCCGUCCGCCCCAACGUUUAUACAAAGGAUUACGUAUGGGAAAUAUUGAAACUGUCCUUUCCAGUAGUAUCGCGGCUGUCUUUUUUGCAGCUUUUGUUGUUGCUGGAACUAUGUGGUAUGGUUCAGCAACUACCCCGAUUGAAUUAUUUGGUCCCACUCGUUAUCAAUGGGAUCAAGGAUACUUCCAGCAAGAAAUAUAUCGAAGAGUUAGUGCUGGGCUAGCCGAAAAUCAAAGUUUAUCCGAAGCUUGGUCUAAAAUUCCCGAAAAAUUAGCUUUUUAUGAUUACAUCGGCAAUAAUCCGGCAAAGGGUGGGUUGUUCAGAGCAGGCUCAAUGGACAACGGGGAUGGAAUAGCUGUUGGGUGGUUAGGACAUCCUAUCUUUAGAGAUAAAGAAGGGCGUGAACUUUUUGUACGUCGUAUGCCUACUUUUUUUGAAACAUUUCCGGUUGUUUUGGUAGACGGAGAUGGAAUUGUUAGAGCCGAUGUUCCUUUUCGAAGGGCAGAGUCGAAGUAUAGUGUCGAACAAGUAGGUGUAACUGUUGAGUUCUAUGGUGGCGAACUAAACGGAGUCAGUUAUAGUGAUCCUGCUACUGUGAAAAAAUAUGCUAGACGCGCUCAAUUGGGUGAAAUUUUUGAAUUAGAUCGUGCUACUUUGAAAUCCGAUGGUGUUUUUCGUAGCAGCCCAAGGGGUUGGUUUACUUUUGGACAUGCUUCGUUCGCUCUGCUCUUUUUCUUCGGACACAUUUGGCAUGGUGCUCGAACUUUGUUCAGAGAUGUUUUUGCUGGUAUUGAUCCAGAUUUAGAUGCUCAAGUGGAAUUUGGAGCAUUCCAAAAACUUGGAGAUCCAACUACAAGAAGACAAGUAGUCUGA